Messenger RNA from Parnassius mnemosyne (clouded apollo), 1053 nucleotides. Lineage: Eukaryota; Metazoa; Arthropoda; Insecta; Lepidoptera; Papilionidae. The record is from the annotation of a GenBank genome assembly.
AUGAAUUCCGAUGCAGUCGUUAUUGAUACACAUUACAAUAAUUUACAUUUUUUUAUUGGUCUGGGUCUGGCGACAUCAUCCAGUAUAUUUAUAGGUUCCAGUUUUAUUAUUAAAAAAUUAGCCUUAAAAAAACUUAAUGAUCUAGGCAAUUUAAGAGCUUCGGCUGGAGGGUAUGGAUAUCUUAAGCAAUGGAUGUGGUGGUUGGGACUACUUACAAUGGUUGUUGGAGAAGGUGCAAAUCUGUUAGCUUAUGCAUUUGCACCUGCUGCUUUGGUAACACCACUGGGUGCUUUGAGUGUACUUGUGGCAGCUGUGCUAUCCUCUAAAUUUCUUAAUGAAAAAUUAAAUUUCAUUGGAAAGAUUGGAUGUUUCCUGUGUAUCAUUGGUUCUGUUAUAUUUGUGAUACAUUCACCAAAAACAGAAGAAAUUCAAGAGUUUUCAGAGCUGAAAAAUAAAAUAUUUGAUUUUUUAUUCAUUUCUUACGUUUUAACUAUUUCUGUUAUGACUCUAAUUAUAAAAAUUGUGUUUGUUCCUAGAUUUGGUAAUACCAAUGUUGUUGUAUACUUGUUAAUAUGCUCUGCUAUUGGAAGUUUAACUGUUGUAUUUUGUAAGGGAGUUGCUUUGGGUAUUAAAGAAACUGUUGAAGGAGGUGGUAAUAAUUUCACAAAUUACUUGUUUUGGUUACUUGUUGUGUUAUCUGCUUUAUGUGUAGUGGUUCAAAUGAAUUACUUAAAUAAGUCAUUGGACAUAUUUAACACUAGUGUAGUUACUCCUAUAUAUUAUGUAAUUUUUACUGUGUUGGUGAUUAUUUCAUCUGGCAUACUUUUUAAAGAAUGGGAACAAAUAUAUUUUGAAGACAUUUUAGGUUGCACCUGUGGUAUUCUCAUAUUGAUGAUAGCAGUGUUUAUAUUGAAUGCUUUUAAAGAUGUUAACUUAUCUUUUAAGGAUAUAAACUUAAAUGCUAGAAGAAGGACGUCUAAUAAUGGUGUUGAAACAUCACAUAAUUAUGUGGUUAAUUUUCAAAGAACAAGGCAUUAUCAAAGUACAAAUUAA